AUGUCUAAAUACAACUUCAUUUUUUCAGCUAGGGUUUCAUUCCCCAAUCCUAUAGUUACUGGCGCCCCCACGCCCCAGCCAUUCUUCUGCCAUCUCCGCCGCGCCCAGGUCUGCCGCCUGAGGCCCCUGCCGAGCCCCACCCAUUCUGCCAUCUCCGCCGCGCCGAGUCCCUCCUCGAUCCGCGCACUGCGCCCAGGUCGCCGCCUUGAGGCCCCUCCAAGAUCCGCGCCCAGGUCCGCCGCCCUGAGGCCCCUCCAAGAUCCGCGCCCCUCCCCGAUCGGCGCCCAGGUCCGCCGCCUUGAGGCCCCUCCAAGAUCCGCGCCCAGGAUGACACUCAAGACAUCAAAGAAUAUACAAUGUCUUGAUGAGAGUUUUGUGAAGAAAACAUUGGAUGAGAUUUGCAAGGAGCUUCAAGAUCAAAUGUCAUGUUUUAUAAAUAUUGUGUAAUUUUGAUACAUUUUGUGGAUUUAUUUUGUGAUUUUGCAUUGUGGAUUGAAAUUUUUGGAAUGACAACAUAACAUAUUUUAUUUA
Salvia miltiorrhiza (redroot sage) is the source of this 531-nucleotide messenger RNA. RefSeq lists its product as uncharacterized. The record is from RefSeq and is a predicted model, not a curated record. Lineage: Eukaryota; Viridiplantae; Streptophyta; Magnoliopsida; Lamiales; Lamiaceae. The transcript has 4 exons. The coding region runs from base 1 to 447 and encodes 148 amino acids.